UAAUUGCUGCUUGGAAAAAUGUUAAGUUUCUGAUUCAAUUGGAGUCAAGAGAGCAGCAUUUUAGUAGUAGUAGUAGUACAGUAAAAUGUACUACGAGUAUCAGUGUGGGAUAUUGGAGGUCAGGAAGCUUAGGAGAGCCUUUGGUCUCCUCGGGGUGUCACUGGUCUUUCUAUGGAUGGUUGCUCACACCAGCAGGACUGCCUAUCAGUUCUGGUGGCUUGAGGAGACGAGCGAGUCUUCCUCCUCAUCUUCUCUCUCUUUCAGUCAAAGGCACCUUCUCUCUAUCAACUUCUCACUAGGGACAGCAAAUGAGAUACGAGAGUGUGCCUCCAUCCACAAGUUAAGCGAAGACCAGAAGAAGAACCAGACAGUCCUGUGUAAGUUUGUACAGACGGUUCCAGCCUGCAAAAGCGACGCUGGAAUUUUCACCUACUUUGAGUUCGUUUACUGCAUAAUGCCAUUGAAACUGCUACCACUAACAAUGAUUAUACUGUUUUUUUGGUUAUUGUUCCUGUUCAUAUUCUUGGGCACAACGGCUGAAGAAUAUUUUUGUCCAGCUCUUACUGUCAUAUCACAAGUUCUUCACUUAAGCCAGAAUGUAGCUGGUGUCACUCUCCUUGCCUUUGGUAAUGGUGCCCCUGAUAUAUUCAGUGCUCUUGCUGCAAUCAACCAACCUGAUGCUAAGAGGGCCAGCCUUGCUUUUGGUGCUUUAUUUGGUGCUGGUAUGUUUGUCACUACUGUUGUAGUUGGUGCUGUCGUCAUUUCAAAGCCUUUCACACUGACAAGACGGCCAUAUAUGAGAGACCUGGUCUUCUACUUAGGAGCAGUUUACUGGACAUUCUUCAUACUCUGGAACAACAGCAUGAACAUUGGAAUUUCACUAGGAUUCAUAUGUCUCUAUGUCACGUAUGUUUUAGUUGUAAUAUUUGGUCGAUUAGUGUAUCAAAAAUGGAAGAAGAAAGGCUUGAGUGGAACAGGCGACAUACCAAAGCCUCAGCCUAAACCCGAGGGACAAGAGUUAUACAAUAGUCGCUCCACAGCUGCACCAGUAGAUGAGGAGACUCCUGUUAUUAUAAGGAAUGGGCACCUCCCUCCAUCUCCUUCACCUCCUCCUCCCCCUCCUCCUCCUUCGUCAAAUGUUAAGAUUAUUGUAGAAGGGUCUCCUGAUCAUGAAACAAGUGGACACCAUCAACUAGUAAACACUGAACAACAUGAAAGUGAGCUCACUCACUCGUGUGCCAUCAUAGCCUCCCAACACGUGUACGGUGUAUCAGAUGAAGAAGAAGAAGAAGAAUCAAGAGACAGACUGCCCUCCCCUCUCCCGGCCAGACCCCCCACCCCUCGCUCUGUUUCUCCCCGGAGACUACGCAGGACGAUAUCAGGCGCACUGGACAUAACGGAGGAUGUCGGUUUAGUGGCUGUGGGUGCUAACCCAAAUCUGUCCAAGAUCUGGCACCAUGCUUAUAGAAAGGAGGUCUUUCAUCAGCAUCACUUGCAUCCUGCGCAUCACUCGCCUAGACCGAGCCCACUGCUGGAGCGACGAUCAAGAAGCUCUUCUAGAUCAAGGGGAUCUCAUUUGGAUUUGAGUGCUUCGCAUAAAAGUGAUGGAGGGGGUGGGGCAGGAGGAGGGGCUUCUGACAAUAAUCGAGAGACCGAGGGUGAAGGUGAUGAUGAAGAGUCUCCUUUGAUGUCUUCUUGGGACCAAAGGGAAACCGUUUUUGAGACGCCAAAGGCACGACAUCCUUUUAUAAAGCUAUUGUUAGCUCUCUGGCCUUUUGGAGAGUCUUUCAGAGACCUUGGGAAAGCCGGAAAAAUAUAUGAGACCUUAAAAGUACCUGCUGGACUAUUAUUAAACAUCACAGUACCUGUCAUUGAUAAAGAUGAAGAUAAUGACAACUGGAAUAGAUGGCUGACCAUCAUACAGUGUGUCACAGCACCAGUGUUUAUUAGUCUAACAACAAAAUUGGGUUUUAAGAUGAUUGGUGGAGUAUUCCCUGCUAUUGUCAUAGCUUUUGUCUUUGGAGUCUGUCUAGCAAUUCUUGUUGCAUUCACUUCAUCGAAUGAUAAGCCUCCAAGAUAUCAUUGUGUGUUUGCUUGGGUUGGGUUCCUGGUUGCUGUUGUAUGGAUAUACACCAUUGCCAAUGAAAUAGUCAAUCUAUUACAAGUAUUUGGUAUAGUGAUUGAUUUAUCUGAUGGGAUAUUAGGAAUUACACUAUUAGCUUGGGGUAACAGCAUUGGAGAUGCUGUGGCUAACGUCACCAUGGCAAGACAAGGAUUCCCUCGUAUGGCGAUUGGCGCUUGUUUCGGAGGACCACUACUGAAUAUGUUAUUAGGAAUUGGUAUAGCGUCUACUGUUAAAGCAAUUGGAUCUGAAGGAUUGACAUUUGGACUGUACUUUACUCAAGUUCAAAUGUUUGCCGCCCUCUUUUUAUUACUGAGUCUUUCAUCGUCACUGGUAAUAAGUUCCAUCCUUCGGUUCAAAAUGAAAAGAGUAUAUGGGAUUUGUCUCUUUGUGUUUUACGUGACAUUCUUAAUUGUUGUCAUACUUGCAGAGGCUAAAGUGUUCAAUAUCUCAAUUCCAAACGUUUUAGAACCUGUUUGAAUGUACUCUUUCUCACUCAAAUAUUAUGUAUAGCUACAAUAAUGAAUUGAUUGAUUGAUUAUUAUUAUUACUAAUGCUGUAUUAUAGUGUGUCUGUAUAUUAAUUGUGAUUUAUCAUGAUCAAAAGUAUGCAUUUAGAUCUAA
Messenger RNA from Amphimedon queenslandica, 2745 nucleotides. Its product is annotated as sodium/potassium/calcium exchanger 6, mitochondrial-like. Gene Ontology annotation, cellular component: membrane. The transcript has 17 exons. The coding region runs from base 86 to 2602 and encodes 838 amino acids. Lineage: Eukaryota; Metazoa; Porifera; Demospongiae; Haplosclerida; Niphatidae. The record is from RefSeq and is a predicted model, not a curated record. Gene Ontology annotation, biological process: intracellular calcium ion homeostasis; monoatomic cation transport; transmembrane transport. Gene Ontology annotation, molecular function: calcium:sodium antiporter activity.